AGGGCAGUGCAGCAGCAGCAGCGGCCGCCUCCCCCAGGCAUGGCACAGGGCUCACUAUGGCAGCAGUGCAACAGAAUACCCUUGACUUCCAGCUCAGUGUCACAGCUGAUGGGAAUACCAUUAUUAAAGAUCUACAGCCUAUAUUUCAAGAACAGGGAAUGACAGAAACAGUCCAUGCUUGGGAAGAUCAUGGGUACCUGGCUACAUACACAGGAAAGAAAGGGAGCUUUGCAACUGUACGAAUCUACCCUCAUGGCUUAGUGCUGAUAGAUGUGCAGUGUCGCGAUGAGCCAGAGGAGAAGGCAUCUGUCCAUAAGAUAUUAAGCAAGAUAGAAGAAAAGAUGCAAGAAAUACUGCACAAUAGUAUCAGGCAGGUGAAGAGAUUACCAGCUAUUGUUCGGGGUGCCUCGGUAGACAGAUACUGGCCCACAGCUGAUGGACGCCUGGUUGAGUACGACAUAGAUGAAAUUGUUUACAGUAAAGAAUCGCCUUAUCAGAAUAUAAAAAUAAUGCACUCAAAGCAGUUUGGAAAUAUUCUUAUCCUCAAUGGGGAUGUUAACUUGGCAGAAAGUGACCUUGCAUACACCCAAGCAAUUAUGGGCAGUGGCAAAGAAGACUACUGUGGGAAAGAAGUGCUGAUUCUGGGCGGAGGUGAUGGAGGCAUACUUUAUGAGCUUGUCAAACUGAAUCCAAAGAUGGUCACCAUGGUAGAGAUAGACCAGAUGGUGAUCGAUGGAUGUAGAAAACACAUGCGCAAAACCUGUGGGGAUGUGUUAGACAAUCUCAAAGGUGACUGCUAUCAGGUUUUGGUUGAAGACUGUGUACCUGUUUUGAAGAUGUAUGCCAAAGAAGGGAGGACGUUUGAUUAUGUGAUUAAUGAUCUCACUGCUGUCCCAAUCUCCACAUCUCCAGAAGAAGAUUCUACUUGGGAAUUUUUGCGUUUGAUACUGGAUCUUUCCAUGAAAGUCUUAAAGGAGGAUGGGAAAUACUUCACUCAGGGAAACUGUGUGAACCUGACUGAAGCUUUGACUCUCUAUGAAGAACAGCUGAACAUGCUUUCUUGCCCUGUGCAAUUCUCAAAGGAGGUUGUGUGCGUUCCCUCCUACAUGGAACUAUGGGUGUUUUACACUAUUUGGAGGAGGAGAUCCGGUUCCUAAUCGUCUAAAAGAUCAAAUUCUUCCGCACUGCAUGAAGCAUACCGGCUUGGCACGUGCUGCAUGUCAGCAUUGCGAAAUCCUUAAAUUAUACCUUGUAGAUAAUCCGAAGUGUGUAUAGGCCUUUAGGAUAUUAUUUAAGUUCCUCGAAGAGUGGGGUGAAAAUGAAUAUAUUGAUGAGGUGGAUUUGUUUUUUUUUUAUUUUGUGUUGUAUUUUUAUUUUUCAAAAAUCAUCUUGGAGAUCAGCAGUGUGUGCUGCUGAAUGCACUGAACCUAGAAAAUGUGAUCCUUUUUUUAGUGAUAUAUAUAUCCAGAU
Xenopus tropicalis (tropical clawed frog) is the source of this 1470-nucleotide messenger RNA. It is a transcript of the gene sms, whose product is annotated as spermine synthase. Gene Ontology annotation, biological process: spermine biosynthetic process; polyamine biosynthetic process; polyamine metabolic process. Gene Ontology annotation, molecular function: transferase activity; spermine synthase activity. The record is from RefSeq and is marked validated. NCBI's taxonomy places the organism in Eukaryota, Metazoa, Chordata, Amphibia, Anura, Pipidae. Gene Ontology annotation, cellular component: cytosol.